This is a messenger RNA of Homo sapiens (human), 1021 nucleotides long. It is a transcript of the gene GNLY, whose product is annotated as granulysin. The coding region runs from base 351 to 743 and encodes 130 amino acids. The transcript is spliced from 6 exons. Gene Ontology annotation, cellular component: extracellular region. NCBI's taxonomy places the organism in Eukaryota, Metazoa, Chordata, Mammalia, Primates, Hominidae. The record is from RefSeq and is marked reviewed. Gene Ontology annotation, biological process: defense response to bacterium.
AAGCUGCAGGCUCCCUGCCCAUAAAACAGGGUGUGAAAGGCAUCUCAGCGGCUGCCCCACCAUGGCUACCUGGGCCCUCCUGCUCCUUGCAGCCAUGCUCCUGGGCAACCCAGCCCCUGCCUCCGCAUCUGCGUGGUGAAGGCCAUUGGCCCUCAUCGGUGGAUCUGCGUUUCCUCGGGCCUACACUGUCUAGGAUUGUGCGGGGCUGGUGAGAGAACAAGAUCUCUUCUGUGUUCAAGGCAGACUUCCUGCCCCCUGCACCCUGCUCUCUCCCAGGCCUUGAGGUCAGUGUGAGCCCCAAGGGCAAGAACACUUCUGGAAGGGAGAGUGGAUUUGGCUGGGCCAUCUGGAUGGAAGGUCUGGUCUUCUCUCGUCUGAGCCCUGAGUACUACGACCUGGCAAGAGCCCACCUGCGUGAUGAGGAGAAAUCCUGCCCGUGCCUGGCCCAGGAGGGCCCCCAGGGUGACCUGUUGACCAAAACACAGGAGCUGGGCCGUGACUACAGGACCUGUCUGACGAUAGUCCAAAAACUGAAGAAGAUGGUGGAUAAGCCCACCCAGAGAAGUGUUUCCAAUGCUGCGACCCGGGUGUGUAGGACGGGGAGGUCACGAUGGCGCGACGUCUGCAGAAAUUUCAUGAGGAGGUAUCAGUCUAGAGUUACCCAGGGCCUCGUGGCCGGAGAAACUGCCCAGCAGAUCUGUGAGGACCUCAGGUUGUGUAUACCUUCUACAGGUCCCCUCUGAGCCCUCUCACCUUGUCCUGUGGAAGAAGCACAGGCUCCUGUCCUCAGAUCCCGGGAACCUCAGCAACCUCUGCCGGCUCCUCGCUUCCUCGAUCCAGAAUCCACUCUCCAGUCUCCCUCCCCUGACUCCCUCUGCUGUCCUCCCCUCUCACGAGAAUAAAGUGUCAAGCAAGAUUUUAGCCGCAGCUGCUUCUUCUUUGGUGGAUUUGAGGGGUGGGUGUCAGUGGCAUGCUGGGGUGAGCUGUGUAGUCCUUCAAUAAAUGUCUGUCGUGUGUCCCA